Molecule: messenger RNA, 2468 nt
Organism: Malania oleifera
Lineage: Eukaryota; Viridiplantae; Streptophyta; Magnoliopsida; Santalales; Ximeniaceae
Product: NAD-dependent malic enzyme 59 kDa isoform, mitochondrial
Exons: 19
Coding region: 421-2232 (603 amino acids)
Biological process (GO): pyruvate metabolic process; malate metabolic process
Cellular component (GO): mitochondrion
Molecular function (GO): NAD binding; malate dehydrogenase (decarboxylating) (NAD+) activity
Source: RefSeq, a predicted model, not a curated record
CUCAACUUAAUGUGUUGUCUCGCUAGCGACACUCUUUUGUAAAACUUUUCACGGCACAUAUACCACUCUGCCCGCCUUUUCCCGGGCACCUAGCCAUCGCCAUCCAAAGGGCACGCUCGCAUAUUCCGCCCCUGCCCGGAAAAGCCUCGGGCAGCUGUGGCGGAGUCAUUGCUCCUCGUCGCAUCUCAGCUGUUUAAAGUGUUCGAGCAUUCACCAAACGCAAAGAGAUAGAUUUUUAAGACGUCACUAUAAUUUUGACCAGAACACACUCCCGGCGUUGUCACUCCAAUUUUCUCGAGAAAAUGGGGUGUGAAACACCGAGAAACAGGCACUAGGAGUUGCUUGGUCGGCGGUUCUGGUCUCCGAUCUCGAAACUUCUUCAGCUUUGCUCGCAGUGCUUCCGUUUUUCCCCGGCGGGAGAUGUGGAACGUCGUGCGAUCUGCAGCGUCUAGUUUUCGCCGCUCGCGGCGGUUCUCGACGGCGAUUCCUGGUCCCUGUAUUGUUCACAAGCGCGGCGCGGACAUUCUUCACGAUCCCUGGUUUAACAAGGAUACUGGCUUCCCCUUGACAGAAAGAGAUAGGCUUGGGCUCCGUGGUCUUCUGCCGCCUCGUGUUAUAUCAUUUGAGCAGCAACAUGCUCGUUUCAUGGAGUCAUAUCGAUCACUAGAGAAGAAUACCCAUGGCCAACCUCUUGGUGUUGUAUCCUUAGCAAAAUGGAGGAUCUUAAAUAGACUGCAUGACAGGAAUGAGACAUUAUACUACAGAGUCCUUAUUGAUAACAUCAAAGACUUUGCUCCCAUAAUAUAUACGCCAACAGUAGGAUUGGUGUGCCAAAACUACUCAGGUUUGUUUAGACGCCCACGUGGAAUGUAUUUCAGUGCAAAGGAUAAAGGAGAGAUGAUGUCCAUGAUCUAUAACUGGCCAGCUCAACAGGUAGACAUGAUAGUUGUGACAGAUGGAAGCCGUAUUCUUGGUCUUGGUGAUCUUGGAGUUCAGGGAAUUGGGAUACCUAUUGGAAAACUUGAUAUGUAUGUUGCUGCUGCUGGCAUUAACCCGCAGAGAAUUCUCCCUGUCAUGCUAGAUGUGGGCACUAACAAUCAAAAGCUUCUUGAAGAUCGUCUUUAUUUAGGACUGCGGCAACCUAGGUUGGAAGGGGACGAGUAUCUCUCAAUUGUUGAUGAAUUCGUGGAAGCUGUCUUCACACGUUGGCCCAAGGCUGUUCUACAGUUUGAAGAUUUUCAAAUGAAGUGGGCUUUUGAAACGCUGCAACGAUAUCGCAAAAGGUUUUGCAUGUUUAACGAUGACAUACAGGGAACUGCUGGUGUUGCUCUAGCAGGACUACUGGGAACUGUUAGAGCACAAGGUCGUCCAUUGACGGACUUUGUAAAACAAAAGAUAGUUGUAGUUGGAGCUGGGAGUGCAGGGCUUGGCGUUCUCAACAUGGGCGUCCAGGCUGCUUCAAGAAUGGCUGGGAACAAUGAAACUGCAGCAAGAAAUCAAUUUUUCCUACUUGAUAAAGAUGGUCUCAUCACAAAAGAAAGAAAAGGUAUUGAUCCAGCAGCAGCCCUGUUUGCUAGAGCCCCAGAAGAGAUUGGGGGACUUAGGGAGGGUGCUAGUCUCGUUGAAGUGAUUAGAAAAGUAAAGCCCCAUGUGCUUCUAGGCUUGUCUGGAGUUGGCGGUGUCUUCAAUGAGGAGGUGCUUAAGGCCAUGCGAGAGUCUGAUUCUACCAAACCUGCCAUUUUUGCAAUGUCAAAUCCCACGAUGAAUGCUGAGUGCACUCCUGCUGAUGCUUUCAAGCAUGCUGGAGAAAGUAUUGUGUUUGCAAGUGGCAGUCCUUUUGAAAAUGUUAAUCUUGGGAAUGGGAAGGUAGGCUACGUAAAUCAAGCGAAUAACAUGUACCUAUUUCCAGGGAUUGGUUUGGGAGCUCUUCUCUCUGGUGCUCGUGUUAUUUCCGAUGGAAUGUUGCAAGCUGCUGCUGAGUGCCUUGCUUCUUACAUUACAGAUGAAGAUAUCCAAAAGGGCAUCUUGUAUCCAUAUAUUGGAAGUAUAAGACGUAUCACAGCAGAAGUUGGAGCUGCUGUUGUGCGAGCUGCGGUUGCUGAAGAGUUAGCAGAGGGACAUGGUGAUGUGGGGCCCAGAGAACUCAGCCAUAUGUCAAAAGAGGAGACGGUGGAUUACAUCACCCGCAACAUGUGGUUCCCUAUUUACAGCCCUCUUGUUCACGAGAAAUAAAAUGCCCCCCUGUUCUCUGUGUUUCUUUUGAGGUAUUGGUGUGUUCUGCACCCAGCUGUUGUACCAAUUCUUCAAAUUUUCUACUUUGAUUUGCUAAGCAUAGUCGAGUAGAAAAGAAAAGGUGUGGGGAUUAUGCCCCUUCCCAAGUUUGAUAGCACCCUGUUGGCUUAUUACUUUAUUUAUUAUGCCUGUAGAUGUGAUUUAUUUAUAAAAAUAUAUAUUAUGCAGUUGUACAA